This is a messenger RNA of Momordica charantia (bitter melon), 2328 nucleotides long. RefSeq names its product Leucine-rich repeat protein kinase family protein (gene SOBIR1). Gene Ontology annotation, molecular function: ATP binding; protein kinase activity; receptor serine/threonine kinase binding. The record is from RefSeq and is a predicted model, not a curated record. Gene Ontology annotation, biological process: protein phosphorylation. Lineage: Eukaryota; Viridiplantae; Streptophyta; Magnoliopsida; Cucurbitales; Cucurbitaceae.
GUUGAGACCUCUAGAGAGAGGAUAUUUUGGGUGUUAGAGAUGGUUUUGGAUUUAUGUAUCUUCUUGCCCUAAAAUUAGAGUGUAUCUCACUGUGAAGUGUGAAUAAUUAAGUUGAGGAAUCAGACCAACUGCGGGCGUCGCGUCUGCGUGGAUUAAAAUGGGCUCCAUCGAUCCAAUGCGUUCCAUUUUUCACUGACACAGCCGCCUAUAAAGAAGAAGAACACGUCUAAGUUUACUGCCAAUUCUCCCCUGCCUGAAAAUUCAAUCCUACGCUGCCGGAGAAUGCCUAAUCCUUCCUCCACACUCCUUCCAUUCUUGGCUUUCCUCUCCCUCCUGUUCCAAGUCCAUGCCAGAUUAAGCCUCGAUCCUUCAGAUCUCAGAGCCUUCUCUAUCAUCAACAAUGACUUGGGCAUCACCCACCUCUCUCACACCCCAUGCGACGUCGCCGGUGUGUUCUGCGAGAGGCGGCUCUCCGGCAACGGCACUUAUGUUUUGAGGAUCACCAGGCUCGUAUUCAACGCCAAAGGUCUCGCCGGUUCUCUUUCUCCGGCUAUUGGACGCCUCACGGAGUUGAAAGAGCUUACGGUUUCUAACAAUCGCCUCGUUGACCAAGUACCGCCCCAAAUUGUUGACUGCCGGAAACUUGAAAUUCUCGAUCUCCAAAACAACCAGUUUUCUGGAAAAGUUCCAUCUGGAUUGUCCUCGUUGAUUCGCCUUCGAGUCAUCGAUUUCUCGGCGAAUAAGUUCUCGGGGAGUUUGGAUUUCUUGAAGCAGUUUCCCAACUUGGAAACUCUCUCGAUUGCCAACAAUUACUUCACCGGGAAAAUCCCACCUUCGAUUCGUUCCUUCCGCAAUCUUCGAGUCUUCAACUUCUCUGGAAAUCGCUUUCUCGAAGCUGGUUCAGCCCCCAUCGUGAAAGGCGUCGAGUUCUACUCAGCAACCGAAGUUCCCAAACGCUAUAAGUUAGCUGAGAAUUCCAGUACCAGUACGAGAGACAAGCAGCACAGUGCCGCCGCCGCCGCCGCUACAGCACCAACUUCUAGUGCUCAAGCUCCAUCUCCAGCGGCAUCCCUUCCUCAUCGACAUCGGAAGUAUACAGCAAAGAAGAUUAUUGCUUGGAUACUUGGAUUCCUCGCUGGAGCAAUUGCUGGAAGCUUGUCAGGGUUCGUCUUUUCUCUACUGUUUAAACUCGUCAUCGCAGCUAUAAAAGGUGGAAGCAAGGAUAACGGCCCCUCGAUCUUUGCUCCUAAAUUAAUAAAACGAGAGGAUCUGGCUUUUCUAGAGAAAGACGAUGCGUUUGCAUCGCUGGAGCUGAUUGGAAAAGGUGGAUGUGGAGAAGUUUACAAGGCCGAGUUACCAGAAAGAAGCGGGAAAAUGUUUGCGAUAAAGAAGAUUACUCAACCCCCAAAGGAAGCGGCGGAGUUAGCUGACGAGGAUAGCAGGUUAAUGACCAAGAAAAUGCGUCAGAUUAAGUCAGAGAUCAGAACUGUAGGUGAAAUCCGGCAUCGGAAUCUGCUUCCUCUUGUGGCCCAUGUCCCCCGUCCUGACUGCCACUACCUUGUCUACGAAUUGAUGAAGAAUGGCAGUUUGCAAGAUAUGUUGAAUCAGGUUUCGUUAGGAAUGAGAGAACUAGAUUGGCUUACUCGGCAUAAGAUUGCUCUUGGAGUGGCAUCUGGGCUUGAAUACCUUCACAUGAAUCAUACCCCUCGUAUAAUUCACAGGGAUCUCAAGCCUGCAAAUGUUUUGCUCGACGACGACAUGGAAGCUCGAAUUGCUGAUUUUGGGCUGGCAAAAGCAAUGCCAGAUGCCCAAACUCACAUGACAGCUUCAAAUGUUGCAGGUACUGUAGGAUACAUUGCACCAGAGUAUCAUCAGACCUUGAAGUUCACAGAUAAGUGUGACAUAUAUGGUUAUGGGGUUCUCCUAGGUGUUCUGGUGAUCGGGAAACUUCCAUCCGAUGAGUUCUUCCAGGACACAGAUGAGAUGAGUUUAGUUAAGUGGAUGAAGAAUGUUAUGGCUUCGGAUAAUCCUAGGAGAGCCAUUGAUCCGAAGCUCCAGGGAAAUGGCUGGGAGGAGCAAAUGCUCUUGGCACUCAAAAUUGCCUGCUUUUGCACUAUGGAUAAUCCAAAAGAGAGGCCUAACAGUAAGGAUGUCAGAUGCAUGCUGUCACAGAUCAAGCACAAUCUACCUGAAACUCCCUCUGAGAACGUCUAGAAUAAUAAAUGAAUGUAAACGAAUGUUAUCUGCAUUUAAAUUCUACUUCCAAAGAUGUAUGCUGCCAAUCUCAGAUAUCCAUAUAUAGAAAUAUUUGUGUUUCCUUUCCUCUAA